This is a messenger RNA of Acanthochromis polyacanthus (spiny chromis), 4519 nucleotides long. RefSeq names its product oocyte zinc finger protein XlCOF6.1-like. The record is from RefSeq and is a predicted model, not a curated record. Gene Ontology annotation, biological process: regulation of immune system process; regulation of cytokine production; negative regulation of transcription by RNA polymerase II. The transcript is spliced from 3 exons. NCBI's taxonomy places the organism in Eukaryota, Metazoa, Chordata, Actinopteri, Pomacentridae. The coding region runs from base 516 to 1745 and encodes 409 amino acids.
CACCCUCAUGAAAAUCUGUUGUCCAACUUUCUGUGAAUGCAACUGAAGUGUCCGAGUGCAAGUGAAAGCAGCAUCAGAGGACUAACGUCUGUUAGUGUAGCAGCCAGUUGAUUGUAAUCAGUACAGAAACGAGGGAUCCUAGAAACAACCAAAAAAGAACUCUGGCACUAAUUUAGCAGCAUAAGAGACAAAGUAAGACGAAUUAUUGCAGAGCAUAUCUGGAGUUGGGAUUUUCAUCUCUCCCUGGAGGAAAGGAGGACUUUACUGUGGACUCAGAUCUGGUACUGGGUUUUAGUGACGGAUUCUCCUGGAUCAGAUGUGCAGCAGCUGGUGAUUAAAGAAGAGGUUCCCCAUGAACAGAGCUCCAGUUUGGACCAGCAGGAUCCAGAGUUCAUCCCCAUAAAGGAGGAACAGGAAGAACUGUGGACCAGUCAAGACAGAGAGCAGUUAUUGGGGAAGAAGAGACUGAUAUCAGCAGGUUUUCAUUCACUUCAUUCCUGUGAAAAGUGACAGCAAUGAAGACAAAAUCUCAGUCUUCACAGCUUCAUCAGAGCCAAAUGAAAGAAAACAGAGAGGAAAGAAACAGCUCAGCUAAACAGAUGACAACAGACACUGAUGGAGACGACUGUGGAGGACCAGAACCGACCAGGAACCCAGAUUCAAAGACUCAUUUUCAACCAAAUGCUGAUGGAAAAUCUUCAGACUCAUCUGAAACUGAAGUCAGUGAUGAUGAGGAAGAUGAAGAGGAGGAGCAGGAUGAGUGGCAGGAACCAUUGUCAGAUUCUGACCCUGAAACUGAAGACAGUGAAGAUGAUUGGAAGGAGACCAGAGGAGCUAUGUCAGGUGGAAGUAAUAAUGUGAGUUGUAACACUAAGAAAAAAUCCUUUAGCUGCUCUGAGUGUGAUAAACACUUUACCAACAAACAGUCUCUUUCUAAACACAAGGCAUGUCAUUCAGGAAAAAGCUCUUCCAACUGUUCAGAUAAUGAGAAAUGUUUUAGAGUGGAGCAAAAUGGGAACUCCAAGAAAAAGGGACGGAAAGUAAUUGCCUGUAAAGAAUGUGGUAAAACAUUUUCAUGUAGUUCUAAUUUUAAGGUGCACCUGUCAGCUCACAGAGGAGAAAAACUAUUUGGCUGCGAUAUUUGUGGUGCAAGAUUUAGUCGGGAUGUAUCUCUGAAGAGACACAUGAUGGACCACACAGGAGAAAGACCGUUUGGCUGUGACGUUUGUGGUCAAAGAUUUCUUGUUAAAGCAGACCUUAAGACACACAUGACUAUUCACACAGGAGAGAAACCAUUUGGUUGUGAUACGUGUGGUAGAAAAUUUAGACGUAAGCCUGAUCUUACGGCACACAAGAGAGGCCACACUGGAGAGAAACCAUUUGGUUGUGGUGAUUGUGGUGCCAGAUUUUCUCGACAGGGAUCUCUGAACAGACACAUGACAAUCCACUCAGGAGCAAAGCCAUUUCGUUGUGUUGAUUGCGGUAAAAGAUUUAACCGAAGUACACAUCUUACAAGUCACAAGAGAGUUCACACAGGAAAUAAGAAAAGAUUCACCGAAGGAGAGAGACCGUUUGCUUGUGACGAGUGUGGUCAAAGUUUUAAGCUAAAGCCACAUCUUGACAGACACAUGAGAGUUCACACAGGAGAGAAACCAUUUCAAUGUGAUGAUUGCAGCAAAAAAAUUACACGACUGGGAAAUCUACUGAGUCACAUGAAGACGAUACACAAAAUAGAAAAUGCAUAGCUGCAGGGCUUGUAGUGAAUGAUUGAAAGCUUCAAGAUUAAAUGCUUAAAAGCAGCAUACAUUAAAACAAAGUCCACUGUAGUGGCUCUACAACCUGCUCUACUCUACAUCGUCCCUGUUGUUUAAUUUUCCUGCAGUAGUCUGGACCCAAAAUGAACCCUGCUGCUGUCGCUCAAUAAAAUGUGCCAUAUCAGUGGACUUAUACUACCCCUGCUUGUGCUUAUGUGAAGUUUAAUGAUAUAUUUUUCUUUGUGGAUGAUGAGUAGUCGCUUUGACCAAAGCUAAUUCGGAUCCUAAUGAAUAAGAAAUAUAUUUUUGUUAUUGGUUUCGUGACUCCAAACCAAAAAUGAGUCACUGAGAGACUAAGUUAGGGAGUAUUGUACUGCUGACUCGCUGCACAAAAAACAUAGCCGUUUCUGAGUUUCCGACUGUCGUAUUUAUUCAAAAAAAUCACCGAACAAACCAGUAAAACAGGGCAAAACAAGGCAAGAUGUUCAAAAGCUCAAUUUGUAGCUGGGCGGUCAACAAAAAAAUUUGACCUCCCUACUCACCCCCUCUCCAUGCAGUCGCCGCGGUGAACAGGUGAAUAUCAUGCCACUCAAACAAAUCACUGCACUUCCGACCACACCCCCGUGACGUGAGUGAAAGGUGACAAACAGCUGAUGCCAAUACGACAUUUACGCAUAUGGCACCUACAGUUGGUUAAGGUUGUUUAAAAGUCAAUAAACUGUUCAUAUAGCACUGUUUGUUGUUGAGAAUGUAAGUGCAACCUAAAAAAUAAAUCAGUUCUAUUCAACCAAUCUAAAGAUCAGCCUCAUUUAACAUUCUGCACUGUCAAUGAGAAAAUCUCGAUCAUGAUUACAGUCAAAGGUUAGUGUAUCAAUAGCCCAGAUUUUGGAUUUCUGAAUGAUAGAGAUUGGCAGCAACCACAUUUAUGGAGCUUUAAAUAGACCAUCAAGCAUCUGUUAAAGCAGCAAACACUUAACUAAAGAGAUGGUAGAUAGUGUGUGUAACGGUUGCAUUUGGUUCUUGAAGAUGUUUCACCGUUAUCCAAGUAACUUCUUCAUUUCUCACCGACUGGUGUUGAGUUCCAGGUAUUUAUGCUCACAUGAAAUCGCAUGACUAACGGCCCAGUAAUAAACCAAGCAUGUCUGGAGGUGUGAAUGGAUGCGAAACUGCCAGGUGAGGGAUCUCAAGACUGCAUUAUAAGUACCUGGUAGGUGGUGUUGCAUAUUAGCAUAAAUAGUGUCCACCACUCCUAUCUUCAAUAACCAGAAUGUGAAUUUUUGUCUUCAGAGGAGUGUCCUUUAUUCUUUAGAUUUUUAGUCUGCAUGAAAGACUGAACAAGACAGCUGUUCGCUGCAUAACUAGCAUCUACUUAGCAGUCUGGUUGGUACUUCUGUAUGGAAUGGAAAGUUGGACAUUGAACAACAAACUGAGAAAAAAAGAUUAGAAGCAUUUGAGAUGUGGCGCUGCCGAAGAAAGUUAAACAUCAGUUGGACGAGAAAGAUCAGAAUGCAAAGAUUUUAGAAGUGAUGAAUGAGAAGUUCAGAUUAAUGGACACCAUCAAGUUGAGAAAGGUUGCAUUUUAUUGUCACAUCUUGAAAAACAAUGAAAUGUUGUUAUUGAAGGCAGCAUUAAUGCAAAGAAAGAAGUAGGCAUUUUUUUGUCAAUAAAGAUAAUAUUAAAUGAAUGAUAAGUCCAGUCUAGAUGUUGUUAAUGUGGUAAAUGACUAUUCUAGCUAUAAACGGCUGAUUUUAAUAGAAUAUCUCCAUAGGGGUACAGAGCAACAUUUCCAGCAACCAUCACUCCUGUGUUCUAAUGCUACAUUGUGUUAGCUAAUGGUGCUGAAAGGCUCAUUGAUGAUUAGAAAACCCUUGUGCAGUUACGUCGCACAUGGAUAAAAAUGGGAGUUUUCAUGAGAAUCAUGACACUGUCUGGGUGACCCCAAAUUCAUUUCUUCUUCCAUUUCCAUACUCUUGCUUCUCAGUUCAAUAACUCACAAAGUCCUUGUUGCUUCCAAAUAUACCAAAUAUUUAAAAAAAAAAAAAAAAAACAACAAGCAGAACUCACUUUUUCUGAUGAUACCAGUAGUUUUUCCCUGUAAAAAAUUAUUGUUGAUUAAUCCAGUUUUGAAAUUACAAGACAUUUCUACAUUUUCACCAUUGUAAUUCUGACUUUACAUGACAAUUUGUGUUAAAAAUAAACUAAAAACCUUGUUUGAAUAACUUCAAAAUGGUCAAAAUGCCUCUAAAUGUGUCCAAAAUGACUUGCAAGUUGUCCAGACUUGUCCAAGCUUUUACCUGGGAACACCUCGGGAUUCCCCAGGACGAGCUGAGGGGAGCUGCUUCAUCUGCUGCCCCCACGACCCGGUCCUGGAUUAGAGGAAGACGACGGAUGGAUGGAUGGAUGGAUGGAUGUAAAAUCAAGAAGAGUGGAAAUAUGAGAUCCCAGAAACAGCCACUCAGGCAGGACUCUGGCAGAAAAACAAGCGGAAUGAAGGGACUCUAUGUUACAAAUAUUACAACUCAAUGAUUUUAUUACUGAUACCUGUUAACUUUUUUGAUUAAGUUAAAUUAUACACUAUGAUUCUUCUAUUUUAUGAUUUUUUUAUGAUAUAAUCUGAUGGGAUGUAAUAAUUCUUUGAUUGAUGAGGUGGAAAAGUGCACGAGUUGGGACGGGGGAAAGUAUGCUGUCAUUACGUUUGUAAAUUCAGUAUGCUGUCAUAGCAUAUGUAAAACCUGAAGGAAAUUCAGCAUAUGGCAUAAAAUACG